GAAAAAACAACAAAACAAACAAGGCGAAGUGAAGGAAAAAUAGAAAGAAAAAAAUCUGAAAUCUGUGAAAUCUGAAAGCACUCAAACAGUCGACCCAGCAGGAAUAACAGAAACUGAAAGCAAAGUUAACAACUUCAGUUCUCUGCCAGCAGCGUUGCAACGUGCACAAAAAUUAAUUUCCUCACAGUUCCGCAGUGCGUCUACGACAACUGAACGAAAGCCGUGUACCAAAUAAUUUCGUUAACGCUACGUUACAAUUAAAGUAAUUCAAAAUGCCUCCAAACACAAAUGUGGAAGAAUCGCAAACAAUCGAGCCCGCGUCUGAACCAGAAGUCGCUAAUCAAAAUGCUGAGGAAUCAACACAUCAGUCGGCGUUCCGUGAAAAUGCACAACAGAUAGAAAAUCAAAUGGUUCAAAGAGAAACGACAACUUUGAUUAGUAAAAUAACAACAGAAGCUGAGGAAGAAAAAACUACAACUACCGCCACGCCUGUCUUUAAAAAAAUUGAACAUGCCAGUGAAGUGGUUACUGAAGUAAUUGCUGAGAAGACUGGCUUGCCUACAUGGGGUGUUGUCGCCAUUAUAAUACUUAUUUUUCUAAUUGUAUUUGGUAUUAUAUUUUUCUGUGUACGUAGAUUCUUAAAAAAACGACGGACUAAAGAUGGUAAGGGUAAGAAAGGUGUCGAUAUGAAGUCGGUUCAAUUAUUAGGAUCGGCCUAUAAAGAAAAAGUUCAGCCUGAUAUGGAGGAAUUAACUGAAAAUGCUGAAGAAGGGGAUGAAGAAGAUAAACAAAGUGAACAAAAGUUAGGCAGACUUAAUUUUAAGCUUGAGUAUGACUUCAAUUCAAACAGUCUUGCUGUAACUGUUAUUCAAGCCGAAGAAUUGCCAGCGCUUGAUAUGGGUGGUACAUCAGAUCCGUAUGUUAAAGUUUAUCUUCUACCAGAUAAAAAGAAGAAAUUCGAAACCAAAGUGCAUCGGAAAACGUUGAGUCCAGUUUUUAAUGAAACCUUUACAUUUAAGAGUUUACCCUAUGCCGACGCUAUGAAUAAGACCCUUGUAUUUGCAAUAUUUGAUUUUGAUCGUUUCUCCAAACACGAUCAGAUCGGUGAAGUUAAAGUACCACUUUGCACAAUUGAUUUGGCGCAAACCAUCGAAGAAUGGCGAGAUUUGGUCAGCGUUGAAGGAGAAGGUGGUCAGGAAAAGCUGGGUGACAUUUGCUUCUCACUACGUUAUGUACCUACCGCUGGCAAAUUGACUGUUGUUAUAUUGGAGGCUAAGAACUUGAAGAAAAUGGACGUCGGUGGAUUGUCUGAUCCAUAUGUGAAAAUUGCAAUCAUGCAAAAUGGAAAACGUUUGAAAAAGAAGAAGACAAGUAUCAAAAAAUGCACCCUCAACCCUUACUAUAAUGAGUCGUUCUCAUUUGAAGUACCAUUUGAACAAAUACAAAAAAUCUGUCUCGUCGUUACUGUUGUGGAUUAUGAUCGUAUUGGUACAUCUGAACCGAUUGGACGCUGCAUAUUGGGUUGCAUGGCUACUGGUACUGAGUUACGACACUGGUCAGAUAUGUUGGCCUCUCCGCGACGACCAAUUGCUCAAUGGCAUACACUCAAGGACCCAGAAGAGACCGAUGAAAUUCUGAAGAAUAUGAAAUAAAUUGUUGUGCUGUCUUAACAUGGAACGGUAUAAGGCUUGAGCAAAUAUUUUUUAACUGAACAAAAACCAACCAAUCUAAUCAUAAAAUCAGCAACAAUCUUAAUAAAUAAAAUAGUUAAAAAUUAAAUAAAAUAGUUAUGUAAAAUUGAUUGAUUUGUACUUUGAAAGAUACUUGGAAUGGAAGGCGUGAGUUCCAGCACAGAAUUUUUACAAGUAGCACACGUACACAGUAGUAAAGUAGAAUAAGCGUCUUUCGACAAAUCAAUCAAUUGUGACAACAAAUUAAUCAUCAAUCAACAUUGAAUUAGCAUUGUUUUUUUAAAUGUCAAAUCGAAAAUCGCUUCAACUGGAUCUCAAAAUCAUUCAAAAUUGACAUUCCAAAAUAAAGUGAGCAAGUCUUCUGCGUUGGAAACUAGCUGGUGCAAUAGCACAGUGAGAAUUAUUGCACAGCAUCUAAUGGAAGUCAUACAUGCAAAUAUACAUAUAUAUAAGAGAAUAUACAAACUAAAUAAACUAACAAAUUUAUAAAAAUAUUUAAGAAAUAAAUAAUUCCAUGCAUAAACUUAAAAGCAGAAACUAUGUUAAAUUAUUUGUAAAAC
Molecule: messenger RNA, 2251 nt
Organism: Teleopsis dalmanni
Lineage: Eukaryota; Metazoa; Arthropoda; Insecta; Diptera; Diopsidae
Product: synaptotagmin 1
Exons: 10
Coding region: 273-1652 (459 amino acids)
Biological process (GO): regulation of dopamine secretion; calcium ion-regulated exocytosis of neurotransmitter; synaptic vesicle endocytosis
Cellular component (GO): axon; synaptic vesicle membrane; dense core granule
Molecular function (GO): calcium-dependent phospholipid binding; phosphatidylserine binding; syntaxin binding
Source: RefSeq, a predicted model, not a curated record